Messenger RNA from Procambarus clarkii (red swamp crayfish), 891 nucleotides. RefSeq names its product zonadhesin-like. NCBI's taxonomy places the organism in Eukaryota, Metazoa, Arthropoda, Malacostraca, Decapoda, Cambaridae. The record is from RefSeq and is a predicted model, not a curated record.
AUGUCUGCUCCACAUCCGGAGAGUCCGGAGAGUUCAGUCCAUGUAUGGAAUUCGGUUUCAGGUCCGUGUGGUAUUGCUCAUAUCCAGACCGACUGUGCCACCAGACCGACUGUGCCACCAGACCGACUGUGCCACCAGACCGACUGUGCCACCAGGCCGACUGUGCCACCAGGCCGACUGUGCCACCAGGCCGACUGUACCACCAGGCCGACUGUGCCACCAGGCCGACUGUGCCACCAGGCCGACUGUUCCACCAGACCGCCUGUGCCACCAGACCGACUGUGCCACCAGGCCGACUGUGCCACCAGGCCGACUGUGCCACCAGGCCGACUGUACCACCAGGCCGACUGUGCCACCAGGCCGACUGUGCCACCAGGCCGACUGUGCCACCAGACCGACUGUGCCACCAGGCCGACUGUGCCACCAGACCGACUGUGCCACCAGGCCGACUGUACCACCAGACCGACUGUGCCACCAGGCCGACUGUGCCACCAGGCCGACUGUGCCACCAGACCGACUGUGCCACCAGGCCGACUGUGCCACCAGACCGACUGUGCCACCAGACCGCCUGUGACACCAGACCGACUGUGCCACCAGGCCGACUGUGCCACCAGGCCGACUGUGCCACCAGACCGACUGUGCCACCAGGCCGACUGUGCCACCAGGCCGACUGUGCCACCAGGCCGACUGUGCCCCCAGGCCGACUAUUCCACCAGACCGCCUGUGCCACCAGACCGACUGUUCCACCAGGCCGACUGUUCCACCUGGCUGACUGUGCCACCAGGCCGACUGUUCCACCAGGCCGACUAUUCCACCAGACCGACUGUGCCACCAGACCGACUGUGCCACCAGACCGACUGUUCCACCAGGCCGACUGUUCCACCAGGCUGA